AGUCGGUUCGCAUUCGCCUUUUCUGAGCCAACCUCAAGAGGUUGUUGAGGGUCUGGAGUUUGCGGCUAAGGUUGGUGAAAGUUUCAACCCAUAUUAGAGGAUGUCCGUGCACGUACUGCGCUUUUCUCGCUUCUGGUGUCAUUCAUCUGUGUUUUCUCAAAGCCCAUACAACUUCGCCUUCAAUAAUUUCCACGAAUAUGUCGCUCGAAACUCACGCCAACUCAUCAACAGAACGAAACAUCGACGCUUUGACGCAUGCUUUAGUGCUCGUACCACCGGAUCAAAAAGCUUGCCCCGUUUGCUUUGAGCCCUGGAACACCAGGAUCGGAUGCGAGUUUGGAACCAUUGUUCAAACCCAGUGCGAACAUGUCUUCCACCGCGCGUGUCUAGGGGCAUGGUUUCACAAGCAAGAUAUAGAGGCAAAGGAGAAUACUUGUCCGUGCUGCCGCACCAUAUGCUUCCCUAUUCUUCGUCAGCCUGCGUACGAACAACAACACUUGCUUAGACGCAACCGGAAUCCUGGAGACAUGGUCGCCCCACAAAGCUCGAACGCGUCUAAUACAGGCUCCACGCUAGCGACUCCAGAAGAGAUUUGUAGACGAUUACAAAUUUCAAUGGAAGAAAUUGAUGCCCAGUAUGCGCAGAUAUGUACAAUGGGUCGUUCGCGGAUGAAUAUGGUGACCGAUCAAAUCAUGAUAAACAGAGUAAAGCUAGAUAGAAUACGAUGAUCCUUCAACGGUAUAAGCCUGGUAGAUUGGACAUUUCUUAUGUUUUUGC
Messenger RNA from Alternaria alternata, 777 nucleotides. RefSeq lists its product as hypothetical. Lineage: Eukaryota; Fungi; Ascomycota; Dothideomycetes; Pleosporales; Pleosporaceae. The record is from RefSeq and is a predicted model, not a curated record. Bases 198 to 728 code for a protein of 176 amino acids. The transcript is spliced from 3 exons.